Molecule: messenger RNA, 1414 nt
Organism: Rhineura floridana
Lineage: Eukaryota; Metazoa; Chordata; Lepidosauria; Squamata; Rhineuridae
Product: tubulin polyglutamylase TTLL5-like
Exons: 13
Coding region: 266-1414 (382 amino acids)
Biological process (GO): microtubule cytoskeleton organization; protein polyglutamylation
Cellular component (GO): cilium
Molecular function (GO): tubulin binding; tubulin-glutamic acid ligase activity
Source: RefSeq, a predicted model, not a curated record
AGGCGAACGGGGAAUGUGCACGCGAGGGGGGAGGGACCUGGGUGGGGGCCUAGAGCCGGCGCUUGCGCAGAUGUGUCUUCGGUGAGGGAGGGAACGGUUGCCUGUUGGUUGUUGUAGUAACAGGAGAAGCGCCGGCAGGCGCCGCGCGUACCGGGCCCCAAGGGAAAUGUAGCAGCAGAAAACAGCAUUGUUUAGGUUUACUGAUGCUACAGGGAAGAGUUUGAAAGGACACUGUUUCUGGGCUGUAUGAAAACGCCCACAGGAAAUGCCAGUUGGAAUGGCUCGGGAUUUGGAAGAAACGGAUUCAUCGUCAGAGGAAGAGGAAGCAGUAGAAGGACCACAGGAACACCCAUGCAUCAUGUGGACAGGUGGAUUCAGAAGGAUUCCAAUCCUGGUAUUUCAUGCAGAAGCUAUUCUAACCAAGGACAGCUACAUCCGCUUGAUUGGAGAGCGCUAUCACUUGUCUUUUAAGAUUGUGAGAACAGACAGCCGCCUGGUACGGAGCAUUUUGUCAGCCCAUGGUUUCCGUGAGGUCCACCCAAGUAGCAAUGAGUAUAACCUUAUGUGGACAGGGUCCCAUCUGAAACCCUAUGUACUACGAACCCUCACAGAUAUUCAAAAGGUCAACCACUUUCCCAGGUCUUACGAAUUAACUCGAAAGGACAGAUUGUACAAGAACAUCAAUCGCAUGCAACAAACUUAUGGAUUCAAGACAUUCCAUGUACUCCCUCAGACCUUCAUCCUCCCAGCUGAAUAUCAAGAAUUUUGUAACUCUUAUUCAAAGGACAGGGGGCCCUGGAUAGUGAAACCUGUGGCAUCUUCUAGGGGGCGAGGUGUCUAUUUGAUCAACAAUCCAAGUCAGAUUUCUCUUGAAGAGAACAUCUUGGUCUCCCGCUACAUCAACAAUCCCCUGCUCAUAGAUGACUUCAAAUUUGAUGUGCGGCUGUAUGUUCUGGUGACAUCUUAUGACCCCCUUAUCAUCUACCUGUAUGAAGAAGGUCUGGCCAGGUUUGCAACUGUGAGAUAUGACCAGGGAGCAAAGAAUAUUAAGAACCAGUUCAUGCAUCUAACCAACUACAGUGUCAACAAGAAGAGUGGUGACUAUGUCAGUUGUGAUGACCCUGAAGUGGAAGAUUAUGGGAACAAGUGGAGUAUGAGUGCAAUGCUGAGGUAUCUCAAACAGGAAGGGAAAGAUACGACAGCUCUGAUGGCCAGUGUGGAAGAUCUGAUAAUUAAGACAAUACUUUCAGCUGAACUAGCAAUUGCUGCAGCUUGUAAAGCCUUUGUCCCACACCGUGGUGUUUGUUUUGAUCAACAAUCCAUCUACUCUACUACUCUGUUUCCACCAAUGGUUAGCCAGAUGCCCCUGGAAGUUCAGAAGCUUGGCGUAAUAGUCAUAGCUGUCUCCUGUUAA